AUGUACUCGCCCCAUGAGCAGGUAUAUUUAUACUACAAAAUUCGUAAAAUUCGACAUCAGUUCAAAAAUCUUACUAACGAAUUGCAAACUGUUUACGAAUGGAAAUACCUGGAUUUUUUAUGGGAUUCCGAGGAGCAUAAGCUGGCUGCCGUUAAGGCGGGAGAAUACAAUUUCUCGCGCGUUUUGCCCUCCGAUCUGGCGGUUGCCAAAGAUGGACGAGUUUUCGUGUCGCACAUCGGUUACGCCGGUGUACCGGCGCGUCUCAGCACCGUCACGAGCCGUCUCGGCCCGAAUUCGGGGCCGCUGUUAGCGCCUUAUCCCAAUUGGAACUGGCAUCGCAACGGCGACGACGCUCCCGGCGACUCGGCGUGCUCCGGCAUAACGAGCGUUUAUGGACUCGCCAUCGAUCAAUGCAACAGGUUGUGGGUUUUAGAUACCGGGAUCCCGGAAGUGCAACCGCACGCCGGCGGCGUCAAGGGCCCAGCUAAGAAGAUCUGCCAGGCUCAGCUGCUGGCGUUCGACCUUACCCGGGAUAAGCUAGCCAAGAGGAUCAAGAUACCGAAUCACAUAGCGCAGAACGACCAGGGCAUGAGCCGACUGGUCAAGCCCAUCGUCGAGACCAAGGGACAGCAGUGCGACCACACGACUGUCUACAUGACGGACUCGGUGGGCCACGGCCUCGUCAUCUGGAACGGCAUCGGCCUGUUCCGGCUCGAGGGCGAGGUCUACAAUCCCAUCGACGGGGCGCGCAACAUGAGCAUCGGCCAGCACAGCCUGAACAUCGGCGGCGGCGUCGUCGACAUGUCGCUCUCGCCCAACAUCUUCCCGUACGAGCCGCGCUACCUGUUCUUCAGGCCGCUGGCGAGCUACGACCUCUACGCGGCCAACACGCGCGAGCUCACGCGCAGCGUCUACGGCUAUCGCAUCAAGUACUUCGGCGCCAGGGACAUACUGAGCUCGCAGUCGGUCGGCCAGGCUUUCUCCUCGGACGGCACCCUCUUCCUCGGCCUGAGCUCGGAGAUGGCCAUCGCCUGUUGGAAUCGUUAUCGCGAGUUGGCCAAGGAGAACAUCGUGAUCGUGGCACAGGACAAGCAGCGUCUGCGCUACGCCAGCGGCGUGAAAGUCGUGCCCAAGACCAUUACGAAGACGGCCGAGGAGCUCUGGGUGCUGACAAACCGUUUCCUGCAGUUUCAGCUCGGAAAAAUGGACUUUUCCGACAUUAACUUCCGUAUAAUGAAGGGCGCCGUCAAGGAUCUCGUCGAGGGCACCAAAUGCGAGCUACCGGCGCAACUCAAGGCGGCACUCCGUCGCCGCAAGGUUAAUCUAGCCUACAAAUAUCCUAAAUGAUUUUACUUGUUCUUCUCUCCUUUUUUCAUCCCUUUCUUCUUUUUUUGUCAUCCUCUUUAAUUGUAUCUUAGCUGAACGCAAAAUUUUCUAGCUCAGUAAGUGUAUAUUCGUUGUUAUAUAUUAUUUUAUACUUUUAACUGUGUGAUAGUAAUAAUUUGAAUACAUGUGCCGUGCGGUAUAAUCAACGUCAUUGCAUUAACAUAUUCCGGAAUCAUCGCCAUUAAUUGUACAUUCGUGGUCAUAAAGAAAUUUAAAUUCGAGGCAAAAUUGGUCGCUGAAAUUUUACGUGUGCAGUUCUCGGUCGAGGAAUGAAUUUACGUACAUCGAUUUAUGAAUUAUGCGUAA
Trichogramma pretiosum is the source of this 1692-nucleotide messenger RNA. RefSeq names its product major royal jelly protein 1-like. Gene Ontology annotation, cellular component: extracellular region. The transcript is spliced from 7 exons. The record is from RefSeq and is a predicted model, not a curated record. NCBI's taxonomy places the organism in Eukaryota, Metazoa, Arthropoda, Insecta, Hymenoptera, Trichogrammatidae. The coding region runs from base 1 to 1347 and encodes 448 amino acids.